UCUUUUGCUAAUUUUUCCCAUCGCACACUUCUCUUUCACCCACCCCCUCACUCUGCCCACGUAUACACACACACAACAGAAAUGUCUCUGAAGAACCAAAUCAUUGUUGUCGGCGGCGGCCUCUCUGGCCUGGCUGCUGCACACACCGUCUACGAGAACGGCGGCAACGUCUUGCUGCUCGACAAGAAUCCAUUCUUCGGUGGCAACUCUACCAAGGCCACAUCCGGUAUCAACGGCGCUUUGACGCGCACCCAGAUCGCAAAGAACAUCCAGGACUCUGUUGAGCAGUUCUACCAGGACACCUUAAAGUCCGCACGCGAUUUGGCCCGUCCAGAGCUCAUCAAGGUCCUCACCGGCCGCUCUGCCUCUGCCGUCGAAUGGCUUCAAGACAAGUUUGAGCUCGACCUGAGCUUGGUGUCGCGCUUGGGCGGCCACUCGUUCCCUCGUACCCACCGUGGCAAGGAGCAGUUCCCUGGUAUGACCAUCACCUAUGCCUUGAUGGAAGGUCUCGAAGAGCUCGCCGAAAAGCAGACCGAUCGUGUCAAGAUCAUCAAGCGCGCUCGCGUCGAGGAGCUUAUCAAGAACGGCGACGAGAUCGUUGGCGUGAAAUACGUCCUUGUCGGCAAGGACGCUGAUGGCAAGACCUAUGAAGCACAUGGCCCCGUCGUCUUGGCCACUGGUGGUUAUGCUGCUGACUUUGGUCCCAACUCGCUCUUGAAGCAGCAUCGUCCCGAACUGUUUGAUUUGUCGACCACCAACGGUGACCACUGCACUGGUGACGGCAUCAAGAUGGCCAGUAUCGCUGGCGCCAACACGGUCGAUUUGGAAAAGGUCCAGGUCCAUCCCACCGGCUUGGUCGACCCCAAGGAGCCCGAUGCCAAGGUCAAGUUUUUGGCUGCCGAAGCCUUGCGUGGCUGCGGUGGUUUGCUGUUGGAUGCAGAGGGCAACCGUUUCUGUGACGAGUUGGGCCAUCGUGACUAUGUCACUGGCAUGAUGUGGAAGAACAAGUUCCCUAUCCGCCUGGUCCUCAACACGGCCGCCUCCAAGGAAAUUGAAUGGCACUGCCGCCAUUAUGCCGGUCGUGGUUUGAUGAAGAAGUUCGACAGCGGUGCUGCUCUUGCCAAGGAGAUGGGCGUCUCGCCCGAAAAGCUCAAGGAGACCUUUGAGACCUACAACGCUAUUGCCGACGGCAAGCAGAAGGAUCCUUGGGGCAAGCGGUUCUUCCACAACGUUCCCAUCAAGAUGGAAGACUACUUUUACGUCGCUCACAUGCAGCCUGUGCUCCACUACACUAUGGGUGGUGUUGAGAUCACUCCCGAUGCAGAAAUCAAGGGUGGCGACGCUACUGUUCCUGGCCUCUUCGCUGCUGGUGAAAUGUGCGGUGGUGUCCACGGCGCCAACCGUCUUGGUGGUUCGUCUCUCUUGGGCUGUGUCGUUUUUGGCCGUGUCGCUGGCCAGACCGCCACGCGCUACCUGUUUGGCAAGCUCGUCAACACCGGUUCCGGCAACGUUGCCCAGCAACGUCUUGGUGCCAUUGCCAGCCACUUGGGCACCGUCGGUGUCAGCCUUUCGAUGAACCCCAGCGACCCCAACCGCAUCAACCUCGAGAUUGCCUGGCCCGGCGCUGGCGCUCCUGCUGUCGCUGCUGCUGAAGGUGCUGCUGCGCCUGCACCCGCGAAGGAAGAGGCCAAGAAGGAGGAUGAACCCAAGAAGAUGGGCGAAUAUAGUGUAGAGGAGGUCGCAAAACAUAACAAGCCUGAGGAUUGCUGGGUGAUUGUGAAUGGUCAGGUGUUGAACGUCACGGACUUUUUGUCCGAGCACCCUGGUGGCAAGAAGGCCAUUCUCAUCUACGCUGGUCGGGAUGCUACGGAAGAAUUCAACAUGCUGCACAAGAAGGAUGUCGUUGAAAAGUAUGCUCCCUACGCCAUCAUUGGUACUCUCAAGAAGUAAUUGCCACCAUAAAACACACACACACACACACUAUUUCUUCUUUCUACUAUACUUCUUUUACUGCUUAUGUACACAGAUCACACACAAAACUUAUCACUCAACCCUAUCACUUUGCACGACGAUCGUAAACAUCCAUCUUACCACUCAGACACGCUCACAACACAAAGUAUCUUUAGUUUUAGUACUUGAUUUUCAUUUAAAAAACGGGGCCAAUACAAAAUACAUAUAGUAUAAACAGCAGCUAUCUAGCAUGUCUUGUCUUUUUACUCCAAAAGAGUCACUUUACCCAUAUUGAGAAGCGCGAUGG
This is a messenger RNA of Zychaea mexicana, 2257 nucleotides long. RefSeq names its product FAD binding domain-containing protein. The transcript has 3 exons. The coding region runs from base 82 to 1950 and encodes 622 amino acids. The record is from RefSeq and is a predicted model, not a curated record. Lineage: Eukaryota; Fungi; Mucoromycota; Mucoromycetes; Mucorales; Lichtheimiaceae. Gene Ontology annotation, molecular function: FMN binding; heme binding; oxidoreductase activity.